Molecule: messenger RNA, 1134 nt
Organism: Fusarium oxysporum Fo47
Lineage: Eukaryota; Fungi; Ascomycota; Sordariomycetes; Hypocreales; Nectriaceae
Exons: 3
Coding region: 1-1134 (377 amino acids)
Source: RefSeq, a predicted model, not a curated record
AUGGAUCCAUUUUCUAUUGCAGCAGGCUGCGUGGGGUUUUAUGAGGCCGUCGUCAGAACUGUUCCAGUUGUCAUUUCCUUUAUCAACUCAGUCAAUUGUGCAAGAGACGAAUUAAGCAAGAUAUAUGACCAACUCCAACAAUUAAACCUUGUUCUCUGUCGUAUUCAGCAAGACAUUGGGCCGAAGGAGGAUACGUCUGACCAGGACCGAGACCUCAUAUUUACGAUUAUCAACAGAUGCCUUGAGGCAGUAAAAUCUAUCAACACAAUCACUGAGGACCAUACCAAGUGGUUUGGGCCUGGUAAAUGGGCCCUUUACGGCAAAGAAAAAUGUCAGUUGAUCAGCAAGAGCCUGGAGGAGUCUAUCAGAGACCUAAACCUUGUAUUACAAGGGCGAAACAGUACGGUUCUGCAUACGAUCCUGAUGCAGAACAACCUUUCAGCCCUCCAGAGCGAUGAUAUGCAGCGGGAUGUAGGCACGAUCUUGGGAGACACGGAUUAUUUGAAGCGUCAGACGUCAGAGCAAACAGACACCAUUGCUGCUAUGAGCCAGACAAUUUCAGAAAUGCACACUCUGCUUCUUCAGAAUACUAUGCUUUCCUGGGACGAAUACACUUUUCAGGAUUCCUACGGCAAACAGCGGAAAAUGUCUAAUAAUAGCGAGUCCAUCUUUCGUCAUUUUCAUUACUCCGCCAGUGAAAGCGAAGAAAACUCCUCAAUGGAAAACUAUGAUUUCAAUGAAUAUCUUGGUACAGACCAGUCAUCGGUAGCCGAACAGUUUAAAUGGGAGGCAGAAAAUUGUUCGUUUGUUUCCAGUGGAGACUUCCCUCCGUACACUGAAGCACCCGGGAUAGCUUGCCAAGAUCCCCUAAUGGCAGUAGAGUCAUUGGGAAAGUCUGCUGAGAGCCCCAUUGCGGCCAAGUUCAAGACAGAUGUACAUGCAAAGGCAAGAGCGGCUAAUCCAAAGGGUACUCAACACCUUUGUUUAAGUCCGAACGCGAUUAGCAAAGAUGGCAAAGCUCGACGCCAAAACGUCAGUCUCCAGAACGGUAGCCCAGAACAAAGGAGCAUAAAGGGCCAAAUGGUUAUUCAUGAUUUUCAACGACAAGUUAGAGCAAGGAGAGUUGGCUGUUAA